GGGAAAAAAUUAAUAAAAUUACACAACCUAGUUUAUUUUGAUACCAUCUGAUACUACCAAAAAUUUUUUCCGACAUAUUGCUGAUGACUACUACAAUCAUGCAUACCAUACAUACGUACAUAUGUGUGAAGUAAUAAUUCGACCGAUUCAGUAUUUGUUUCAUAUAAGACAAUACUUUUCUUUCGAUUCUAUUGAAUCAUUUAUAUAAAUUAUUUGAAUUAGGAAAUCUAUUUGUAUUUAAUAAUAUGUGGGCAGACACUAUUUUAAUUGUCUUCAUUAGUGUAUGUACAGCAUUAUUAGGCGAAGGAUUAACAUGGUUGAUGGUGUACAGAACUGAAAAAUAUCAGAAAUUAAAGGCAGAAGUAGAGAAACAAAGUAAAAAAUUGGAAAAAAGAAAAGAAGCUCAUGGUGAUUCAUUAGAUAAACAACAAAAAAAGAAGAUAGAACGAGAAGAAGAAAGGCUAAAAAAUAAUAAUAGAGAUUUAUCGCUUGUAAAAAUGAAGUCUAUGUUUGCAAUUGGAUUUGCAUUUACUGCUCUUUUGAGUAUGUUUAAUAGUAUAUUUGAUGGCAGAGUAGUAGCAAAAUUGCCAUUUGUACCAAUAAGUUGGAUACAAGGUUUAUCACAUAGAAAUCUAUCAGGCGAUGAUUAUACAGAAUGUUCUUUUAUAUUUCUGUAUAUACUUUGUACUAUGAGCAUUAGACAAAAUAUUCAAAAAAUGCUUGGCUUUGCUCCUUCAAGAACAGCUAGCAAACAAAGUGGUAGUAUCUUUGGACCACCACCUCAACAAUUUAAAUAAUUUUAAAUUAUAAAAGAAUAAAUAAAUUUAUACAUCAUAUGUUAUUAAUUAUUUAAAAAUAUUUAAAUAUAUUGAAUUAAUAAAUUCAAGCAUAAUAUUAAUAA
This is a messenger RNA of Vespula pensylvanica (western yellowjacket), 901 nucleotides long. RefSeq names its product calcium load-activated calcium channel. Gene Ontology annotation, cellular component: endoplasmic reticulum; cytoplasm; endoplasmic reticulum membrane. The record is from RefSeq and is a predicted model, not a curated record. The transcript has 4 exons. NCBI's taxonomy places the organism in Eukaryota, Metazoa, Arthropoda, Insecta, Hymenoptera, Vespidae. Gene Ontology annotation, biological process: endoplasmic reticulum calcium ion homeostasis. Gene Ontology annotation, molecular function: calcium channel activity. Bases 246 to 797 code for a protein of 183 amino acids.